CCACCGCUAACUACACCUUUCCUCCUCUCCUCUUCUCUUCCCUUUACAUCUUCCUCUCUCUUUUUCCUUUCCUCUUCACCUUUUUCGCCUUCAUCCUCCCUCUGCUACCGACACAUCCACCUCGCGUGCGCUCAGUUGUCUGCUCUCCGCUGCUCAACCCAAAAGAAACAACCCCGACAAUUUCCAGAAUUUUACCAUCGAGGUGGAUUUAACUAUUCAACUCGAUCUCGAGCGAAUCAGCCAUCUGCCUCAGGGACCGAGAUCAACCUCAUCGUCGAAACUAGAUCAAUCACCCCAUUUUCGACGUCAACAAUCGUCCUGGAUACUCAAGCGCAUCCUCACAAACACACCGCUUCAACCUCUCGCACCGAAAUCCGAAGCCCGGACUCGUUGAAAAGCACAGAAAUUCCAAAAUCGCAAUCUGCCUGCCCACAGCAAUCAACCAAUACACAUAAAUCUUCGCAGUCGACGGGACGAGUUUCGUACAGGAAUCGCAGUCAUGGCGCAACCAACGCAACUUGCAUACCGCACGUCUAAGAGCGUCGGCAUGUUCGCUGCGGCACCGCUCUAUGCGCCCGUACCUGGCUUUGCGCGCGCCGAGGGCAACCUCCGAUGCUGCGUCUAUUCUCCCGAUGGCCGCUUCUUCGCCUGGGCCUCGCCGGACAACGUCUCAGUCGUGGAUGCAGCCGCGGGGAACAUUGUCACGGUACUGCCGGCAGACUCGGUGUAUGAGCUGGGGUUCUCACCAUUGGGCACGUACAUCAUCACCUGGCAACGUCCUUCCAAGGACGCCGAUGGCAAUGCGACCAAGAAUCUCAAGGUCUGGCGUACUAUCGAUGACAACGCUGGUGAAGGCGGAGAACGAGCAGUGGUGGGACAAUUUGUGCAGAAGAACCAGACGGGAUGGAACUUGCAAUACACCUCCGACGAGCAAUUGUGCGCUCGCCGCGUCAACAACGAGGUGCAAUUCUUUGAGAGCAAGAACCUCAGCGCGGUGUGGAACAAACUCCAUGUGGAUAAUGUGCAGGACUUUGCGUUGUCGCCGGGCAAGACGCAUUCGAUUGCUGUCUUCGUGCCGGAACAUAAAGGACAACCGGCAGCGGUAAAGGUCUUCAUCGUGCCGCAGUUCAAUCUGCCCGUGUCUCAAAAGACGUUUUUCAAGGGCGACAAGGUUCAAUUGAAGUGGAACAAUGAAGGAACGAGCUUGAUUGUGCUCGCUCAGACGGAAGUCGACAAAUCGAACAAGUCCUACUACGGAGAGACUAUGCUUUACAUUCUCAGCGCAAGCGGCGGCUUCGAUUCGCGCAUUGCCCUUGAUAAGGAGGGCCCCAUUCAUGAUGUCAAGUGGUCGCCGAAUUCGAAGGAAUUCGGCGUGGUAUAUGGCUACAUGCCUGCGAAGACCACCAUUUUCAACCAGCGCGCCGUCGCAAACCACAGCUUCGCAUUGGGUCCACGAAACGAGAUCAUCUUCUCUCCUCACGGUCGCUUUGUCAUUGUUGCAGGUUUUGGUAACUUGGCAGGCCAGAUGGACAUUUACGAUCUCGAGAAGAAUUAUGAAAAGGUCUGCACCAUCCAGGCGAGCAACCCGACUAUCUGCGAAUGGAGUCCCGAUGGGCAGCACAUUCUCAAUGCGACCACCAGUCCGAGACUGCGUGUCGAUAACGGUAUCCGCAUCUGGCAUGUUGGAGGCAGUCUCGUCUAUAGUGAAGACAUGCACGAGCUCUACAAUGUCGUCUGGCGGCCGCAACCUGUCGCGAAAUACCCGCUCGGCAACCCGCUCGGUGCUACGCCCGCAAUCCACUCCUCGGCACUCGAGUAUCUUGGUAAAGUCAAGACGCCCUCCAAGCCCGCCGGUGCAUACCGACCUCCUGGCGCUCGAGGCACCGCCACCCCGAGCAUGUUCAAACGAGAGGAUGAAGGCGGCGCCGCCUUCAUCCGUGAGAUGAUGACCAGUGGUCGCGACCAUACCGAAAGCAAUGGCUUCGGGAGCAGGCCCCGGCGGCGUGAAGUCCCUGGCGCCGAGACGAUUGAACCGCGACUCCCGCCAGGUGCCGCGCCGGGCGGCGGUGUUAGUUUGACCGCCCCAGAUGGUGCAGCAGGCGGCGACGACAGCCUGAGCAAGGCAGCAUUGAAGAACAAGAAGAAGCGUGAAGCGAAGAAAGUCAAAGAGGCCGAAGCAAAAGCGGCCGGCCUCGCCGCGCCAACCGCGACUAAUGGUGGCGGUAACAGCGCCCCAGCAGCAGCGGCGGCCGCUACUCGCAACGGCGACGCCGGCGCGAACAACGCCUCUCGCAGCCGAUCCAAGUCCAAGUCUGGCUACGAACAACCCCGACGAGGAGGCCCCGAAGCCGGCCGUCAACGCGCGCCGGCCUUCCCACCAGGUCUCAACCCGAACGGCGCACAGCCACAGCCACAGCAACAACAGGCCCCCGCCGCCAAAGCCCCCGCUCCUGCGGUCGCCGCCGCCGCAGCACCUCCGCGCCCACGCACGCCUCCUCCAGAUGUGACCGUCACCGGCGCCGGCGCCGUAGGAUCCCCGCACGAGAAGAAAAUCCGCUCGCUUUUGAAGAAACUGCGCGCCAUCGAUGAUUUGAAAAUGCGUCAGGCCGGAGGCGAGAAGUUGGAAGGCACCCAAGUGUUGAAAAUCGGGACCGAGGAGCAGGUCCGCAAGGAACUCGGUGGCUUGGGAUACACUGGCGACUGAGGCAUGAAGUUGGGUUUUCGUCGCUGGGGGAGUCUUUGUUCGUUGGAUGAGCGGACCGGAAAAGGCAAAAGUUUAUAGACGGAAGAAGAGUCGUCCGCGGUGACAGGCGAAAAGUGGCCCCUUCUUGACGAAGAAGCAUGGAUGAUGCGAUUCGACGGGAGACUUUUCUGAUGAUCAGACAAGCCCUCGGCAUCGAAGAAAAUGACGACAACGCUUGCAGGAAAGGAAGGAAAGGAAAGAUUUUGAACGCGGCAUUUGCAUCCGAUCCCUCUCUGAAGCAAGAGCAGGGAGAUAAGGAAAAAUGAGGCUGUUGAGAACGAAUCUCUUCAGAUUAUGACAUUACCUCUAUCGAAAUUCAAUGAAAAAAACUUAGAUAAAAGACGACGCUUUUUAAACGCAAGCAGUGACAGCACGCAUGUGUCCUCGUGCUGGAAAAUUUCAUGCAUUGCUUCUUGUCCUGUGCAUACGACUUCAUCUCUCUC
Messenger RNA from Dissoconium aciculare CBS 342.82, 3186 nucleotides. RefSeq names its product translation initiation factor eIF-2A. Gene Ontology annotation, cellular component: cytosolic small ribosomal subunit. Gene Ontology annotation, molecular function: mRNA binding; tRNA binding; translation initiation factor activity. The transcript is spliced from 2 exons. Gene Ontology annotation, biological process: translational initiation. Bases 500 to 2704 code for a protein of 734 amino acids. Lineage: Eukaryota; Fungi; Ascomycota; Dothideomycetes; Mycosphaerellales; Dissoconiaceae. The record is from RefSeq and is a predicted model, not a curated record.